AUGGGUACCUUUAUAAACAACACAGGUAACUUUAGAAACAAAACUUUAAACAGUACCAACAAAACAUUAAAUAUAAAUUAUAAAGUUCAUAGUAUAUCUCCAAAUUCUUCUUUAUUUUGUCCUGUAUGUAAUAUACCUUUCACGUAUAAAAUAAGAAUAAAUCCAUGUUAUCAUAUUAUAUGUAAGACGUGUUAUAAAUUAAGUUUACAAGAUCAAAAAUGUUUAAUGUGUAAUAAUGAUAUAAACGACAUAGAGAAUAUUUUUAUAAAAGAUCAAAUAUAUAUAUGUCCACAUAAUGAUUGUAAGAAAGGAUUUAUUAAUGAAAAGAGUUACCAAUAUCAUAUAUAUUUUAAACAUAAAUUUUUAAAAGAGAAAAAUGAAAUAAACAGAAAAGGUAGUAAUAAUAGUAAUAUAAAUCAUGAUAUAUAUAAUAAUAAUAUAAACGAUACAAUAAAUUAUACUAUCCCCGAUCAAAAAAAUAAUAAUUUAGGAAACUUUAAUAAUAAUAUGAAGAACGGGGGGAUGAAUGAUUCUCUUUCAUUACAUACGUCUCAAUGGCCUAAUGAACUCAUAAAAAAUAGCUUGGACAGUAACAUAAACGCAAAUAUGAAUAAUUUAAAUAAUAUAAAUAAUGUAAAUAAUGUAAGUAAUAUAAAUAAUAUAAAUAAUAUAAAUAAUGUAAAUAAUAUAAAUAAUAUAAAUAAUAUAAAUAAUGUAAAUAAUGUAAAUACUAAUGAUAAAUGUAAUGUUCCAAAUAAUAAUAAUAUAAACCCCUUUGACAUAAAAGCAAAGAAAUUACAAGAAGGAAAUGAACCCCUUUUCACAAACAUAACUACAACGAAUAAGUUUAUGAAUACCAACAAAAUGAGUACGUCAAAUAUAUUAACCAAUAAUAAUAAUAUCACUAGUAAUAAUAACUACAAGUUUUUAAACAACGUCCCAGGGACUGAUACGUGGACUAAUUCUGUUUUUUCCAUCAAAUCUAAUUUUGAAAAAGAUGUUAACACGAAUAAAGGUGAACAAAAUGUUACGGAUGUGCAAAAUAAUAAAAAUAACCAACAAGAUGAUGAGUUAGAUAAUUUAGAGGAUUUUAUGUGA
This is a messenger RNA of Plasmodium falciparum 3D7, 1098 nucleotides long. RefSeq names its product putative zinc finger protein. Gene Ontology annotation, biological process: protein ubiquitination. NCBI's taxonomy places the organism in Eukaryota, Apicomplexa, Aconoidasida, Haemosporida, Plasmodiidae. The record is from RefSeq and is a predicted model, not a curated record. Gene Ontology annotation, molecular function: ubiquitin protein ligase activity.